This is a messenger RNA of Gasterosteus aculeatus aculeatus (three-spined stickleback), 1357 nucleotides long. RefSeq names its product synapse differentiation-inducing gene protein 1-like. NCBI's taxonomy places the organism in Eukaryota, Metazoa, Chordata, Actinopteri, Perciformes, Gasterosteidae. The record is from RefSeq and is a predicted model, not a curated record. Gene Ontology annotation, cellular component: intracellular membrane-bounded organelle; membrane.
UGUAUUCUAAUUGUUCUUAUUCCUUCCAGCAACCAGACUGGCGAAUGUUUUCGGGACCUCAUCCUUUUGAAGCGGCCACCAUGGAGAGCCUCAGCGAGCUGCAGAACCCCCUGCUGGACAAAACCAACCGACAAGCGGCGCACAACGACUACCAGGGCUACCGGUGCGAUUACCCCAGCCAGCCGUACCAGGACAGCCUCAUCGGCUACUACUACAACGGGACUAACGGCGAGCAAAAGACUCAACAGUUCCUGGACGCCAAAUCUCUGCAUCUGGCCGUGGAGGCCUUCUACAGACCCAACUUCAUCCUGUGCAAAGACGACGUGAGCCUUCACAGCAAGGACUCCAAGAGCGAGAGCCUGGAGACCACUUUCACGGAGACCAGGGACGCGGAGACGGACGGAGCUUCCACGGAAAACCCGCUGGGCGGCACACAAGCAGAGAAGGAUGCCAAGAUCCAGACGGUGUCGUACGACGUGGAGGACGAGCAGGGUCCCGAGUACGAGAGUGACAGCUCCAGUGACAGCGAGAGCGAGGACAACUUCUUCGUGCUGCCCCCCCGGGAUUACCUGGGCCUCGCCAUCUUCUCCAUGCUCUGCUGCUUCUGGCCCUUGGGCAUCGUUGCCUUUUACUACUCUCACAAGACAGGCAAGGCCAUCUCCAAGGGAGACUUCUCCCGGGCGGGAAUGAGCUCCAGGAGAGCGCUGUUCCUGGCGGCGCUUUCCAUCACCAUUGGAACGGGGAUGUACGUGGGGGUGGUCGUGGCGCUGAUAGCCUACCUGUCCAAGCCCGGGCACGCAUAGCAACGCGUGGCAUCGCAUGGAGACGGAGGAAAAGAGGGAAGACGAGGUUGGAAUAAAAAAAAUGAAAAAAGGGGGGGGGGGGCUCUGCGAUGAGAAAAGACUAAAUCAGAGAGACAAGGGAAAAUAAGCUGUGCGGACGGAGUGCUGCUGACAGCGUAUUGAUCCGACUGCAUCUUUAUUUCUGGGAUGCAACACUCCCACCGAGCUGACGCUGAGAAGGACGACUACUCACAAAGACUGAGACGCUAAAGCCUAGCAGGACCUACCCACCUUUCACUGUCCUUUACAGCUGUUUCCUUUUACCUUUACAGUAGCUGUGUUCUCUGCCAACACUAUUGCAGAUUGUAUAAUUGUCCACUUUGUAAAUUAAUUUCUUAGAAAAACAUGUGAUCGUUUAUUCAAGGAACACGCCAGAAAAGAAGAAAGUGGACCCUAAAAUCCAAAGUAAAAAACACAAAGCGAGCCGCUGAGCAGUGGACAGGAGAGUUAUUUGUGUUUAUUGUGUACUGUAAAUUAGGUCAAUAAAUACUUUUGGCAUGAAUAAUGAAAAGUCA